AGCAGUGCGCCCACUAGCUCCGCCCACCCGUGCCCAGCAGUGCACCCACCUGUGCCCAGCAGUGCACCCACCUGUGCCACUCUGCAGUGCCACCUACCUGUGCCCAGAAGUGCCACCUACAUGUGCCCAGCAGUGCCACCCACCUGUGCCCACCCAUCUGUGCCCACCCACCAGUGCCACCCACCAGUGCAGCCCAGCAGUGCUGCCAGUCAGUGCUCAGGGGUUGUGCCAGUCAGUGCCGCCAGUCAGUGCCCAGCAGUGAUGCCAGUCAGUGCCGUCUAUCAGUACCCAUCAUCAGUGUCACCUAUCAGUGCCGCCUAUCAGUGCUGC
Messenger RNA from Staurois parvus, 330 nucleotides. NCBI's taxonomy places the organism in Eukaryota, Metazoa, Chordata, Amphibia, Anura, Ranidae. The record is from the annotation of a GenBank genome assembly.